Molecule: messenger RNA, 1397 nt
Organism: Anthonomus grandis grandis
Lineage: Eukaryota; Metazoa; Arthropoda; Insecta; Coleoptera; Curculionidae
Exons: 4
Coding region: 150-1397 (415 amino acids)
Source: RefSeq, a predicted model, not a curated record
AUAAAACCAAGACACAAAUAAUCUUAAAAAUGAUUCGUUAUACCCGGUUUACAUGCAGCCACUGCCGCUGCUACUUGCGCUGCCCACUUCAUGGCCCAAUAAUUCCAGGCAGAUUUUAAUUAAAAGUAAAUAAGCAAGUAACUAUUUACAUGCAGCUCGCAUCUACCUGCCACUACCCGAAUUAUUUGUGCGCAUUAUUCUGCGGCAGUAUGGAGGAUGAAGAUGUUUUUGUGGUGACAGCGCUUUGCGUUUUAAAUGUACAGAAUUAUUUAAAUGUGUUAAGAUAUGCUAUGGAAAAGAAAGGUCGACGUCGAAAAAGACGAUGGUGGAUGACAGCGAUUCAUCGUAAUAGAACGUUAACAAGUAUGAAUAACUUUUUUAAUGAUCUGACAUGUGAGGAAUCGGGAGAUUUUUUUAACUUUUGCCGAAUGUCCCGAAUAGACUUUGAAUUUCUGCUUAAUAAAAUUGAGCCCAUGAUCAAAAGAGAAACUAAAAUAAGGGUUCCAAUACUACCGAAAAUGCGCUUGGCAAUAACAUUGCGAUAUUUGGCCACUGGGGACAGUUACAAAAGUUUACAUUAUUUAUUUAAAGUUUCAACGGCAGCAAUUUCGCUGAUUGUACCUGAAGUUUGUGGAGCAAUUAAUUUAAUUUUAAAGAACCAAAUUAAGUUGCCAGAUACACCAGAGCAAUGGUUAGCAAUAGAAAAGGGAUUCAGAAAAAAAUUUCCCCGAUGUGUCGGAGCCUUUGAUGGCAAACACAUCGUUAUUAAAUGUCCACCACAUACUGGUUCCGAAUAUUAUAACUAUAAAGGAACGUAUAGCAUAGUUUUGAUGGCUUUAGUUGAUAACGAUUAUAAAUUUAUUUUUGCCGACGUAGGUGGUCAAGGGCGUAUUAGCGAUGGGGGUAUUUUUCAAAACUAUCUCUUGUGGAAAAAAAUUGACACAAAUCAACUUAAUUUACCACCAGAUGUCCCAUUGCCUGGUAGAGAAACUAGUACGCCUUAUGUGUUUUUAGGCGAUGGGGCUUUUGCAUUACAUAAGAAUGUGAUGAAACCUUUUCCAGGAAAUCAUGACAUGGGCACUAAAGAAAGAAUAUUUAAUUAUAAACUUUCAAGCAGUCGCGUCAUUGUUGAAAAUACUUUCGGUGUCUUGACAUCUGUCUUUAGAGUAUUUAAAAAACCCAUUGAAAUAGAUGUAAGCAAGGUACCGAAAAUAACAUUAACUUCUAUUAUUCUAACUGCUUAUUUGCUGCAAGGGUGUAUGCGCAUCAGUAUCCUGAUAGACGCCAUCCUACUGCAAAAGUUUUUCUUCGGAUCAUACAUCGUUUGCGAACGACUGGAAACGUUCGGCUGCCCGUGUUUCGGAGACAACGCAGGGGACGCACCAAAGACAACAUAA